UUGCUGCCUGAAACCUAAAACAACACCCACGUGAAUGUUGACGCUUUGGCCUCUGGUGUCCUUCCAUGACCCCACAACAGGUGGCACUCUGACCCCUGUGUGCCCUACUGCAGGUGUAGAGUGUACUGUACACUGCCUCUAGUUACAAUACUGGCGGUAGAUCAUAGUGUAUGUGUGUAGUGUUGCUCAGACCUCAGUAGAUGUGGUCUUGUGUCAACAGCUAGCAUAGAGGACCGGGCGGUGAUCUUAGUGUGUUAACGUUUCAAGUCAACCAUAAAGAUGAGGGUGACACAGAGUGCUCCUAUCACACCAGGUCGGUACUGGGGUCCUUCAUCGAAUAGUGGGGGAGGCCUCGGUUCACCAGGUGGUACGAGCCAAGCUUCUCUCAUAUUGGAUCGUAUCAAUGCACGAGCAAGGGCUUUGAAGGCUGGCAAGUCACCACUAGAUAACAGGCUGUUGAGCGAGGCAAAGCAAAGGACAAGCAGUGAUGAGCCACAGAGAGACGAUUUUGUGGAGGCUCGGCGUAAAUUUGUUGACGAACCUGCAUCCACCAAAAGCAUCGUAGAUGAGGAAGCACAUGCUGACCUUAGUGCCAAGGGCAACAUUACAGCUACAAGUGAAGUGGUUUCUACUUGCGAGGAUGGCUUCAGUGAGGGACGUAGAAAGAAAAAGAAGAAAAAACUCAAAGAAAAGGAAACCUGUGAGGCAGAGAAAGAGAUGAAUGGGGAUGAUCGAGUGGGAGAUGAUGUUGCAGUGGGGAGGUUUAAAUUAGUAGAGGCACCUGUGUCCACUACCACCAGUAAGUCGGACUUUACUGGUAAAAUUGAGGAAGUUUCUAGUGAUGUAGAGAGAAAGCAGAAAAAGAAAAAGAAGCACAAAAGAAAGGAAAACAGCGGUGAAUUAAACCAGACACUUGAAGAAGAAACAAGUGAAUUGGUUAAGGAAGAAACAAUAAUUUAUGACCUAAAGGGCAAAAAACACAAAAAGAAGGAAAAGCACAGAAAAGAGAGAGAAGAAAAUGGUGAAGAAAUAGAGCAUGCUAGUUGUCUUGACACAUUAAAUAAUACUGAGGAAAGGAUGGAGGAGGGUCUGGUGAAGAAGAAGAAGAAGAAGAAGAAGAAAAAGAAAAAGGCAGAUGAGGAGGUGGGUGAAGACAGUCAGGUGGACAGAUUAGAUGCUGCGAGCUGCGAGCCAGCUGAUGAGAGUCUCGUCAAAUCACUAAAGAAAGAGAAGAAAAAGGAGAAGAAAGUCUAUGAUAAUACUAGUAAGAAAAGUAAUUUAGACACAGUCAUUAGUGUUAUAGAACAGGCGCAAGGAAUUCACGAGGAGAUAAACGCCGAGAAAUCGUCAAAGAAAAAGAAACGAAAGAGAGGAAUGGAAGAAAGCACAGAUCAAUUCACUGAAGACAGCAAAGCUAUUGAACCAGAAGAUGGGAAUGUGCCUGUAAACUUUUCUACCCCCGAGUCUGUGAAGAAAAAAAAGAGAAAAAAGAUGAAGGAAGUGCCCGAAGAUUUUGUGAAUGAAGUUGAUAGCAGUGUUUGUGGUGCAAGUCGUGAUGGUGAUGAGGGACCUCUGUGGCCAGGAGAGCUACCACACGACACUCUUCUUGACAUUCAUGAAACGCCACAAGCGGAAAGUUCUGUAGACUCAAAAAUUAUAAAUAGUGAAUUAGAUGCGUCUAAUGUAAAUGAAACAUCUACACCUGGAGAAGACAUAGUGAAUAAAAAAAAGAAAAACGUAAAGAAAAAGAAUAGUGAAAAGAAAAGAGAAAGGAAAAAAGAAAAGAGAAAAGAGAAACGAAUGAAAGGCAAGGAUAAGUCAGGAAGUACGAAAGACAGAGAAAUUGGGGGUUUUACUCUCAUGCGAGAAGUGGAUGCGACUAGAAAAGAAACGUUACAUCGGACAUUACCACAGUGGCUGGCCAACCCCACAGUUAUUGGUAGAGAUCUGCAGUCGGACAGCAUUUCCAUAGAUUCCAUUCAAGGACUAGAUAAAUCUCUUAAGGAAAUAUUAGUGGAGCAGAAGAUUGAGCGGUUCUUCCCUGUCCAGAAAGCUGUUAUCCCCGAGAUUCUCGCCAGUGCUAGUUCUCUGUCUAUCAGCAGAUAUAGACCACACGACAUCUGUGUAUCUGCACCUACUGGCAGUGGAAAGACUCUUGCCUAUGUUCUACCGAUCAUCCAGGCGCUCAACGGCAGAACAGUGCCAAGAAUACGUGCGUUGGUGCUGUUACCUGUGCAAGAGCUUGCGAUUCAGGUGUACAAAGUCUUCCAGACGUAUGUAAAAGUCAGCAACCUUAAGGUCGGCAUAGCAGUUGGACAGAAAUCAUUUGUGAAGGAACAGCAAAGUUUGGUUCGUCAAGACUAUGGAGGCUAUCAUUCGUGUGUUGACAUACUGGUGGCCACACCUGGGAAGCUGGCCGAUCAUCUGAGGCUCACUAAAGGCAUUGAUCUUUCUUCGCUGAGGUACCUUGUUUUUGAUGAGGCUGACCAUAUGCUUGCAGCAGAUGGUGGCGACUGGAUUAACCGUGUGGAGCAGUAUGUAAAGGAACAUGAGGCUGCCUCAGAGAAUGUCCUUAUUGGUGGUUUUCAGGGAAGUGGUACCACUCAGUUCCCACACGUUCCUCUCCACCGCCUGCUUUUCUCUGCAACUCUCUCCCAUGAUCCCGAACGGCUACAGCACGUGCCGUUAUACAGGCCAAAACUGUUUACUGCUAGCAGUACUUCUAGUGCAGAUAAAAGAAUGAAGGUAAAGGAAGCUUCUGUUGUAGGCACUACGGUUGAUCAGUACACCAGACCAGCAGAGAUGAAGGAAGAGUAUGUAGUCGUGGAGGAGUCUGUGAAGCCACUGCUAAUUUAUUACAUGUUGACCACAAAAUCUUGGCGCAAAGUUCUGAUCUUCACAAAUUCAAUUCAAGCAACCCAUAAACUUACAGUUCUUAUGGCAGCUAUGUCCGAGGACCUGAAAAUUGCCGAAUUUUCUUCAAUUCAAAAGAAUAAGCGGCAUAAGAUUGUGUCUCAGUUUGCUGCUGGAAAAAUUGAUGUUCUGGUGUCUAGUGAUGCGAUGGCUCGUGGCUUGGAUAUCCCAGACAUAGAAUAUGUAGUGUCCUACGAUGUUACAUCUGUGAGCACCUACGUUCAUCGUAUAGGAAGGACUGCUAGGGCUGGCAAACCUGGAACGGCACUCUCCCUUGUUACUAAAGAUACGAUGAGCGACUUCAAAGCUGCACUUUCAAAUAAUUUAAAUGGAGCAACUCAGUUAAAUAUCUCCAUGGAGGAGCUUAAACCUUACGAGUCUCUCUAUGUUAAUGCUUUAGCCAAGAUGAAGGAAAUUUUACAAGAGGAGGAGCAGGAAAAGAGGCAACAUUUGGUAGCCAGUGUAUUCAGGCCGCGAGGAAACAAGAAGAAAGGAUUUAGUGGGGGGUGGCCAGCAAAUACAGGGGUAAAGAAAUUUGUGAAGAGGUUGCAAAAUUACAGAAAACCAUACAGAGUAAGAUGAAACAGGCUGGUUUGGUGGGUGCUUGGAGUGGACUUUGGAGGACGGACUGUGCUGGUUGCUCAGCGGUGGGAGCCUGCACUUUGCCUGCUUCAUUUUUCCUCUGGACAAGAUAUGGCUUCAGCAGUUGUCCUGGUAUCUCUGGAGCAGCCCGUCUUUUGUCACGUGACGUUCAUUAGGUGCAGGUUUCGUUGGUCCUUUUUAAUUUUUAAUGCUAUUCAGGGGUUGGUUUCCUGGCGCCUUCCAUCAUCCUUGGGCCACAUCUUCAGGGAUGCCUCUGCUAUGGGUUGGGGCCUGUAACACCCUCGCUGACACGUCUGUCCCAGUUCCUUCCCAUAUCUAUGGAGUGGAUCGUCGAUGCUGCCUCCUGCUCGUGUCUUUGCAAGGCGUUCAGGUGCCUGAUUAUGUACCUCUUCGUGUCAGCCUGGAAUCGGUGCCUUAGUUAAAUGCAGCUCCAUUUCCCAAUUGCAAAGUCCUCGCGGUGAAUGCAGUUGAGCUGGACUGGUCGUGUCCAGCCUUGGUUUCAGGUGCUGCUUGCCUGGUGUCUGAACCUGGGCAUUUUCUGUGGCUCGGCAUCUAUCAGGUCGGCCCAGUGACUGAUGGUUUGGAUUUCUUCUCCGUUCUUUUUUACGUAUAUUUAUCGCCAUUUUUACAGUGAGCAAGUGGCUGUUAAUGGUGUUCCACCUACAUUCUCUUUAGCGACAGUAUGGGGUUUUGUGGCACUCCUUUCCCUUCAUUGUUGUUGUUUGGUUUCUGAGUGUGUAGUGCUCACCUUUCUUUCUUGGCUUUUUACUGAUCAGCCUCUUGUGCUGUAUAGUGCUACCUUAUAUUGUGCAGCAUUGGCAGAGUUGCUGCAGUUCACAUUCAGGGGUCUAUACUUCCUCGGCUCCAUUUUUCAACCUGUUUCACGCAUUGUUUCACCUCUAGCCUGAGCACAUGCUGCCUGAGCCUGGUUUCUGGACCAUGUUAUUGUCCAGAAGAAAUUCAUAUUUCUUCCUCUCAAUUCAAUAUUUUUCCUGUGUGUUAGUUUUUGGUUUCUCAUGCUUCUGUUUGUCAGGUUGAGGAGUUUUAUGAUCUCCUCUGGUGGCCAUUUUUUCUUCUUUUGGACUUGGUGGGCAUUUUGUUGGUACUGUAGCAGGCUCCUCUUUUUCUGGCAAAGAAAGAGUUGAUUGGCUUCCGGAAAGGUCCUUUGGUUACUGAUGUGUGAUUGGUUCAGUUGAGGUGCAUCGUGUGCUGUGUCCAGUGUGGGCUGUCCACUGCUGCUUUUGUGCCCCCAUUUCUACUUUGGUGGAUGCCAUGCGAGUUAAUCUUCUUUCCUUGUCCCGCGGUUCCAAGGCUAGUUUCUCUCGGCUCAUCCGCAGUGUUCCAAAGUCUAGCCAGCCUGUGGUCUCCCCUUGUGCCUAUGAUGGAUAUUUGAGCACGGGGCUUUUGGUGGCCUUGUAACGUGUUCCUGUUCCUUGGCCUCGACCCCCUUGUGUGGCUUUGGGUAAUAUCUCUCGGCCAGGUGUCGAUUCUUUGAAUUCCGUGGUGCUUCCUCCUCUUUUGUGAGGAAAAUAAGUGUCACUGCUUCCUGCGCCUCUGUGAGGGGUCAGGUUAUGGCCCUGGGAGGUCUUUAGAACUCCAUGGCUGAUGCAAUCUUGUAGAUGGUACCAUAUCAGUAUAUAAUAGCUUCAGGGAGCCACUGUAACUUGCCCUGAAAUUGAUGUUCCAUUACAUUGCUGAUUUUUAGUCAUGUGUGUGUAACUUGAUAAAAUCCUAGAGUGAAUGCGACACUUUCGACAUCACUUAUUCUCUCUCUCUCUCUCAUAUUGACAUCGUGAAUACUGUAUCUAGGACUUUCUCUCAUAUUGACAUCCUGAAUGAUGUCUAAGAACUCAUGAACAUUCUGCAACACAAAGCCUUUCACAUUCUAGGAUUGGCACUUUCAUUUAUACUUUUGUUAAUUUAUUCCACACAGCCAUAAAAGCCAAUUUUUCUUUAGAGACUACAAUCCAAGAUCAGUUUUGUCUGAGGUGGGAAAACACUAAAGAUAAGUAUCUGCUUUUCUUCCCCCAAUCACGGAUCCUGUUACCAUAUCCUCUACUCUUAUAAUCUCAUCGUAUGAUAUAAAAUAAAUUUAAAGUACCAUAAAUACUUCAUGUUCUAGCCCAUAAAUACUGUAUAUACAGUACUUGCUUUUACACAAGAAAUCACACAAUAUUUGGCUCCAGAUAAAAAUUUAAGCAGUUUUUGGUUAACAUUUGAUCACAAGAUGGUAGAACAUAAUUAUGUAGCUGGUUUCACAGUAGGUUAAAUUAUGGAAAGGUUAAAAAUUAAAUGCAAAUUUUUUUUUUCUCCUAUGCCCUCAGGGUACAAAACAUACACAAUGUGAUAUCACCCCGAAGGCACAUAUAAAGGGAUAUAAUAAAUAUAUGUAUGAAUACUAUACAGGAGAUACUUAAAGUAUAAUUACAGUGGUGUUUUACAACCAGACUUUAAAAAGCUUUUAUAGGCAUUAAUAAAAAAUGUUGCCCAUUUUAAAACCUGUUACUACAUACAAUGCCCUUGUUACCUACCACACCAAAUAUCCAGUAAGCAUCUUCUUCCUUUACCUUAGUUAUCACAAAAUUGCUAACUAUAUUUAUGAUUAUUUUUGUUUUUAAAUGUACUAUAUAUGUUUCACCCUUAACUGCAGGAACAUAUGACUGGCAGAGAUAGCAAAUCACGACCUUUAUAUUAUUUACAUUAGCCACUGUAAUAUUUGUACAGUAUUAAAACAAAAAGUAAUGAACCUGAAUGUGUACACUUCUAUCAGAAUAGAAAUUUGUGAACGCCACAAAAAUCUCAAUCCUAUAAUGAGGAUUUGCAACAAGAAUGUCAAUAAAAUACAAUAUGUAACCUAAACAUGACUUCAUCAUCAUAAAACAUCAACAGUAUUAAAUAUCCACAAAGAAUAUCUGAAGUAAACAAAUAACAGUAGCAACAGAUAAGAAAACUAACCUACAAGACAGUACUCGUGGAAUGACAUUACACUCGUACAGAUACAUUGACUUUGAAAUUGUUGUACAUCUGAGAUUUUUAUCACAAUUAAGAGUGAUUAAAAUUAAUUUUGGUUAUGGUGAUUAGGCUAACAAAUUGUAUUAUUGCUCACUUAACUGAGCACAAUAAUUUGCAAAAUAUAGUUGAUUCGUGCAACAUAUACAGAAGAAAAUGUGAAAUGAUGUUUAUCAUUGACCGGGAGCCGGUCGGCCAGCACGCCGGACUUGUGAUCCUGUAGUCCUGGGUUCGAUCCCAGGCACUGGCGAGAAACAAUGAGCAUUGUUUCUUUCACCCUAUGCCCCUGUUACCUAGC
Messenger RNA from Procambarus clarkii (red swamp crayfish), 6823 nucleotides. It is a transcript of the gene Dbp73D, whose product is annotated as putative ATP-dependent RNA helicase Dbp73D. NCBI's taxonomy places the organism in Eukaryota, Metazoa, Arthropoda, Malacostraca, Decapoda, Cambaridae. The record is from RefSeq and is a predicted model, not a curated record. Gene Ontology annotation, cellular component: nucleus. Gene Ontology annotation, molecular function: nucleic acid binding; ATP binding.